AUGAGGGCCUCCCUGCUUGGCCGCUUCGCAUCUACCAGAGCCAUGGUCACAUAUGAGCGGGCAGCAGAAGACACGCUUCAAAGUCUCUUUGACGCCUUUGAUACCAAGAUUGUUGGCCGUGUUCCUUCAUACGAUAGCGUGGAUGCUACACUUUCCAGCGGCGUUUUAACUCUCAAAUGUGGCACCUCCAAUACCAUUGUCAUCAAUAAGCAGCCGCCAAACUUGCAACUUUGGUUCUCCUCUCCAAUUUCGGGGCCUAGAAGAUUCAACUGGAAUCCAUCGGAUCCAAUCCGAGGAUGGAGAUGCCAUAGAGACUCCUCCGUGUGUCUUUUUGCGCUAUUAGAGUCCGACCUUUCCAGAUUAUUUAAAGAACCAAUCAAAUUGUACGGGGCAAGCAGUUGA
Mitosporidium daphniae is the source of this 402-nucleotide messenger RNA. RefSeq lists its product as uncharacterized. Gene Ontology annotation, molecular function: ferrous iron binding; ferroxidase activity; ferric iron binding. The transcript has a single exon. NCBI's taxonomy places the organism in Eukaryota, Fungi, Microsporidia. Gene Ontology annotation, cellular component: mitochondrion. Gene Ontology annotation, biological process: intracellular iron ion homeostasis; iron incorporation into metallo-sulfur cluster. The record is from RefSeq and is a predicted model, not a curated record. The coding region runs from base 1 to 402 and encodes 133 amino acids.